Molecule: messenger RNA, 282 nt
Organism: Gongylonema pulchrum
Lineage: Eukaryota; Metazoa; Nematoda; Chromadorea; Rhabditida; Gongylonematidae
Source: the annotation of a GenBank genome assembly
GACAAAUCCUCGAAACUUCAAUUUCGAUCAUAUUGGAAAUGCGAUGUUAGCGCUUUUUGAGACUUUAUCCUACAAGGGGUGGAAUGUUAUUCGAGAUAUCUUGUGGAUGAGACAAGGACCUUGGGCAGUUGUUUUUAUACACAUUUAUGUGUUCAUCGGGUGCAUGAUUGGCUUAACACUUUUCGUUGGCGUUGUUAUUGCUAAUUAUACUGAAAACAGAGUAAGCAGCCUUUCAUUCUAUUCAUCCUCACUGAUUUCAGUCUUUUUGCUGCAACAGUAGCA